AGUACUAUAUAAUUAUCGCCAACAAUGCCGUACAAGUUUAGCUUCCUCUUUUGUCAGAUUCGGUAAACGUCAACGACUCGGACCGAGUCAGAAAACCUGACUCACCAAUUUUUUAGCGAGACGGAGGGAGCGAGUCCGAGAAUCUCGUCAGUCUGACUCUCUCAUUGUCAAUCUAGUGCAUCUGUUCUUCUCGGCUCAUUCUCCAGGGUUUUGAGCAGCGAAAAUGAGCUCAGUUGUGCAGGGUUUCACCAAGUCGCUUGCCAUGACCGUUCUCUCGGAGAUCGGCGACAAGACCUUCUUCGCUGCCGCGAUCCUAGCUAUGCGCCACCCGAGGAGACUUGUGUUGUCUGGCUGCCUUUCAUCUUUAAUUGUCAUGACUAUUCUUUCAGCUGUUGUUGGCUGGGCAGCUCCUAAUCUGAUCUCACGGAAACUGACUCAUCAUGUGACAACAUUGUUGUUCUUUGGGUUUGGGUUAUGGUCUUUGUGGGAUGCCUUCACUGGGGAAGGAGAGGCUGAAGAAUUGGCAGAAGUUGAGGCAAAAUUGGAUGCUGAUUUUAAGGCCAACACAGGAACCACUAAGACUAAUAGUAAGGAUGUUGACGAAAUAAAAAAGCAGAAACAGCCGUUGCUCGCACAAUUCUUUUCACCUAUUUUUUUGAAGGCAUUUUCUAUUACUUUUUUUGGAGAAUGGGGUGACAAGAGCCAGCUAGCUACCAUCGGUUUAGCUGCAGAUGAGAAUCCAGUUGGUGUGGUUCUUGGUGGAAUUAUAGGACAAGCAUUGUGUACUACUGCAGCUGUCCUUGGCGGAAAGAGCUUGGCAUCUCAGAUAUCUGAGAAAAUAGUUGCUUUAUCAGGUGGUGUUCUUUUCAUUGUUUUUGGAUUGCAAUCGUUCCUAUCAACAGUUGGGUCAUGAUGUCGAUGGGAUCGACCGAUGGUUAGAUGAUCCAAAGAAAAUGCACUAGAAAAUCAUUGUCAGAGUUUUCUUGUUAUUUACUGGUGCAAGAGCUUCGAAAACACCACAAAUAACCUUAUGCUUGCAAGAACAAAGCUGUAUUUUAUUGUCGGCACCUCAGGGAAUCAUUAAUCAGAUGUUGCUCGUGCCAAUUUGAUCCCUGUUGUCUGCGGUUCUAAUAAUGCGGAAUUUGGAUAAAGCAAUGGUAUAUUUUAGACUGGCGAUUUUGACGCAUAUUUUUCUGCUAACUUCCAUGGACCCCAUUCCUCCUCCCUCUCCCCCCCAUCCAUCUACCCUUUUCAUACGACAUUCAGAUAUUAAAUUUAACGGAAUAUUUGUGAAA
This is a messenger RNA of Morus notabilis, 1295 nucleotides long. RefSeq names its product GDT1-like protein 4. Bases 224 to 913 code for a protein of 229 amino acids. Gene Ontology annotation, molecular function: calcium ion transmembrane transporter activity; manganese ion transmembrane transporter activity. The record is from RefSeq and is a predicted model, not a curated record. Gene Ontology annotation, biological process: Golgi calcium ion transport; calcium ion transmembrane transport; manganese ion transmembrane transport. Gene Ontology annotation, cellular component: Golgi apparatus. NCBI's taxonomy places the organism in Eukaryota, Viridiplantae, Streptophyta, Magnoliopsida, Rosales, Moraceae. The transcript has 13 exons.